Molecule: messenger RNA, 1315 nt
Organism: Drosophila willistoni
Lineage: Eukaryota; Metazoa; Arthropoda; Insecta; Diptera; Drosophilidae
Product: plectin
Exons: 4
Coding region: 109-1239 (376 amino acids)
Source: RefSeq, a predicted model, not a curated record
AACUCAUAAAUAUUGAUACUAAUUUUGUUAAAUACAAAAACAAACCUGCCCCACACAUACAGUUAAAUAUACAUUUAAUUACAUAAAGAAAGAAAAAUACAAAAAAAAAUGCGUGCCAACAAAUUAAAAGAAUCAUCGAAGACGCCCGACAUACGAUUAGCCAUCCAAGAUUUCUCAAAUGUGCGUACUACACAGAUUGGUUGUGUUUUGGGUGCCUUGGCCGAAGCCAUAAACCGUGUUAAAAUUUCUCUUAUAUUACCCAGACUCUUGGAGGAUCCAGACAAGUUGGCAAAGGUUCUUACUGGUACCAAAUAUGAGAGAGCUAUAACUUUGGUCGAAGAUUUUUUUCGACGCUGGGAAUUUAUAGUGAGGGAAGAACGGCCUCCCUUGAUGGAUCAUGGUUGCAUACAAAUUAUUGAUUACUUUCAAAAGAAUUCGGAAAUGUAUCUGCUCUUUCCACGAUUCAUGAACAAUUUGAAACCUGAUGAGAAGAAGCUACUGGCUGCCUUUGAAAUGCUUUACGAAUUGGCCAAGGAGCGUUUGCAUCGCACCUCAAAGGAAGCCAUAGCUCAGGAGCGCAAACUUCAUGGCAUGUAUUUGGAGAACGAGGUCGUAAAGAAAAGCGUUGCCGAGCUAAAGAAGAAGAUAUUUGUGCAAAAGGUUCAGUUACGUUGGAAAAUGGCAGCCAAAGAAGCAUAUCUGCAGAAAUGUGAAUCCGAUUUGGCCAACAAACGGCGACAAAACAGUGAGCAAAUGCAAUAUGAAAUUGAGAAAUGUACUCGGGCCCUGCGUGCCAAUCAAAAGGCCAGUUUGGAGAGGCAAGCGGAACUGGAAGAACAACUGAACAAACUGAAACUCGAAGAUCAGAAAAUAAAUAAGGAGAACCUGAUCCAGGAGAAAGAAGCACGUGAUGAGAAAAACAAACUUUUGCUACAACUACAAGAUCUUAUUAAGAAAUAUGAUCAUGGCAUUCGUGAUAAAAUGGUCGAGAAUAUGGAAUUAAAUGAAGAAUUCAGUAAGGCCAAAAAGGCUUUGGAUGACUUCAUGGUUGGCUUUCGUAAAGUGGAGCAAGUCUACAAGGAUAUUGUGGUUAAGCGUGAGGAUGCCGAACGUCGUGCUCAUCAGCAACGGGUUAUUAUGUUCAUGAUGAAUCGGGCAGCUCGUAAGAUUCAGAAAUACUGGAAGAAAUGGCGUCGUGAUCUACGAAAGAAAAACAAACGAUUACGCAAACAAAAAUAGUGAUAGUGUAAAGUGAAAUUUGGAACUUAAAUUUAUGAUUCAAUUUCGAUCAAUAAAUCAAAAUUAUCAAAGUUAA